Messenger RNA from Notothenia coriiceps (black rockcod), 799 nucleotides. Its product is annotated as ras-related protein Rap-1A. Lineage: Eukaryota; Metazoa; Chordata; Actinopteri; Perciformes; Nototheniidae. The coding region runs from base 133 to 690 and encodes 185 amino acids. The transcript is spliced from 8 exons. Gene Ontology annotation, biological process: Rap protein signal transduction. Gene Ontology annotation, molecular function: GTP binding; GTPase activity. Gene Ontology annotation, cellular component: membrane. The record is from RefSeq and is a predicted model, not a curated record.
GCGUAGUUUAUACAGACACAUUUGCUGCAUAUUCUUGCUUAGCAGCAUCACCUCGUCCAGUUUCCAGCCUUAGAUGGAUACAUACCUUUGGCUGUAGAGGACUGUUGGGCUGUCCGGUGAAGCAAACCCGCCAUGCGUGAAUACAAGCUCGUGGUGUUAGGCUCUGGAGGUGUGGGCAAGUCCGCUCUGACAGUUCAGUUUGUACAGGGAAUCUUUGUGGAAAAAUAUGACCCUACAAUAGAAGACUCGUACAGAAAGCAAGUGGAGGUAGAUGGGCAGCAAUGUAUGCUUGAAAUUCUCGACACAGCAGGCACAGAGCAGUUCACGGCGAUGAGGGACCUGUACAUGAAGAACGGCCAAGGCUUCGCCCUGGUAUACUCCAUCACAGCACAGUCCACCUUCAACGACCUGCAGGACCUGAGAGAACAGAUUCUACGAGUAAAGGACACAGAGGAUGUGCCGAUGAUCUUGGUGGGGAACAAGUGCGACUUGGAGGAUGAGCGUGUGGUGGGGAAGGAGCAGGGCCAGAACCUGGCCAGACAGUGGAACCACUGUGCCUUUUUAGAGUCCUCUGCUAAGUCAAAGAUCAACGUGCUCGAUAUCUUCUAUGACCUGGUCAGACAGAUAAAUAGGAAAACGCCAGUGGAAAAGAAGAAGGCGAAAAAGAAAUCCAACUGUGUCCUGCUUUAAAAGACCCCCUCCAGCCCCUGCAGCAGCUCUGAGCCAGAAAUGCUGUAAUGAAGAACUGUUGCUCUGAUUGGAAACGUCCAGCAUUCCAACANCCCCCACCCCACCCCUC